AUGGCGAAUGGCUGGAGUCUCCUCGUCGGCCUGAUCAUCGUCGUGGCCGCCUCGGUGGCAGCAUGGUUCUUUGCCCCGAAAAAUGAUAGCCGGACUGUCUGGCGCAGCACACUCAUCCUCUCCUUUGUCUCCUGUUACUUGAUGUGGGCAAUCGUUUUCCUCGCCCAAUUGAAUCCCCUCAUCUCACCAAAGCGAGCCGACAUCCGUCCUGGGCGGGUACCGAAUUAA
This is a messenger RNA of Penicillium argentinense, 228 nucleotides long. Its product is annotated as ATPase V0 complex subunit E1/e2. The record is from RefSeq and is a predicted model, not a curated record. Lineage: Eukaryota; Fungi; Ascomycota; Eurotiomycetes; Eurotiales; Aspergillaceae. Gene Ontology annotation, molecular function: proton-transporting ATPase activity, rotational mechanism. Gene Ontology annotation, biological process: vacuolar acidification; proton transmembrane transport. Gene Ontology annotation, cellular component: vacuolar proton-transporting V-type ATPase, V0 domain. The transcript has 4 exons. The coding region runs from base 1 to 228 and encodes 75 amino acids.